AUGGUGAAGGCCGUAGAUGGUGACGGCGCUAAGGGCGGCAAGGCCGCACGCAAAGCGAAGAGCUCAUCCGAGUUCUCCACUGAAAACAUGCUCCGUGACAUAAAGAAGGUGGUGAAGGCCUUCGGUGGCGGGAUAAUGAAGGAUACGGAGAAGUCCAAGAAGUCGAAAUCAAAGAGCAUGGCCCUACCCAUUGUGAAGGGCAAGAAAUCAAUCGCUUCGCUGCCUAUUCUGAGUGAAGAUGAAGAUGGGGAAGAUAGCACCGCAGAGGAUGCGCCUGUAGAAAAAUCCAAGCCGACUAAAGGAAAGAAAGAAAAAUCUGCUGACACGAAGAAGAAACACGUGGAUGCUGAGAACACCCCCGUAGAUGAAUCGGAAAAGGUUGAGGCAAAAGGUGUCAAGAUGACCAGCGACGCCAUGGCAGCUUCGAAGAAAGUGGCAUCGUUGAGGCAGCCAAAAAGAGUGAGCGCUGCCGCGGUCAAAACUUCACUCGAUGCGACAGCUCCUGUGAAGUCGGCGGCAUCGACUAAGAGUUCUCCGAAGUCAAUACGCCUAGAUGAGAGCGACGAUGAUUCCCCGUCGUCGGGAAAGGCCACUUUGCCUCAGUCGGAUGUUGAAACAACCAAAAAGGCGAAAGAAAAAAAGACGCCGGCAACUAAGCUGCUGUUUACCAACGUCAAAGCUUCCGAAGAGGCGUUCAAGACCCUGAUCAAAAGCCGUAUCUCAUCAUGCGGUGCGUACAUAAAGUGCUUCAUGACGUCUGCUGGGAAGUACGUAGUUCUAGUCGCCAACGAAGAAAUUGCCAAUGCAUACGUGUCGUACUUCAAUGGGUAUGAGUUGAACGGUGAGGCGAUGUCGGUGGACAUCUCAACCAGGGGGCCGAAGGGCACCGAAAAAAAGAUGCACAUGCCCUCCAAGGAAUCAUUCAAGACCGUCACUCUCAAAAAUAUACCGAAGGUGUUCGAACGUGACUCCGUUGUUAAGGCACUGGAAUCUGUUGAUGGUGUGAAGUACAAAUCCUUGAAACGUGACUUAGGGGGCAACUGGGCAGUCGGAUUCGAGACUGUGCCCGAUUGCGUCAAAUUCACGUCCCUGGUGAACGGCGGCGUUCUAACCUUCGUUAAUGAGACAAAAACCAAAAAGGUAAAAGUCAAAUGUGAUGCUCCGUCGUUCGGCACGAAGGCGGCUCACGCCGGUCGCGUGUUUGUCCAGAACCUCAGCUUCAACACUACUGCCACCCAGUUGGAGGAGUUAGUGCACCGUUUUGAUAAGGGAGCAAAGGUUCACAUGCCAAAAGGUGGCAAGAAAGGCUUCGCUUUCGUUCAAUUCUCCAACAUACAGGUUGCCGAGAAGGCUAUUCUGCGCCUGAACGGCAGCGAUUUCGGAGGACGAAAGAUAAGACUUGCACUCUCGCUGCCUACUGAGCUUUAUAAGGACAAGCCGAAAACGGUGGAAACUAAGCCUGAGGCAGAUCCAGCGGGAGACAAAAAGGAAGAUCUGGAUGAAGGUGACGAAGAUGAAGAGGAGGAAGAAGACGACGACGAAGAAGGAGAAGGUGAUGAACAGGACGACGAUGAUGAUGACGAAGAGAGUGAUGAUGAGGAGGAAAUGGAUUCGGGUGACGAAGAAGAUGAGGAAGAAGGCGAGGAAGAUGAUGACGAAGAGGGAGAAGAAGAGGAAGACCAAGAAGAAGAAGGAAGUGAAGAAAAUGAAGACCAACAAGCUUCAGGCAAAGGAAAAAAGGCGCGUAGCUCCGGUGAGAAGACAAAAAAGAGCGACGAAAGUAAUCGCACAAUAUUCGUGCGUAACUUGAGCUACCAGUCUACAGAGGCUGCCCUUCGGGAGUACUUUUCCACCUAUGGCGCUGUGAAAUCUUGCAACAUUUGUAAAGAUGAGAAAGGGGUCAGCCGUGGCACCGCUUUCAUUCUUUUCGAGGAUGCCGACGACGCACGUAAGAUUUUGGCCAUGGAGGAGCUGGCGCUGGAACGUGACGCCGAUUUCAACUUGGAGGACAAAAAGAGCGCCCGCAACAAGGUGAAACAUGGACCGGCUGCGGGCCUUGGAUUCUCCCUAAAUGGUAGGCGCUUGCGCCUGUCACGGGCAAUCAGCAAGGACGAGGCCAGCAACUUGUCGAAAGCCAAGGAGCAAAAGCGCAAUGCCGCCCCCAACUCGAAGAAACGCAGCGACCUAUUGAUGGAAGGCGUAAUCCUCGAGACUUCCCCUGAGUUCCAGAAGCUGACCGCGAUGGAACAGAAACUCCAAACCUCCAGUUUCAAAGAGAAACUGGAGAAGAUGAAAAACCCGAACAUGUUCUUGAACCCCAAGCGCCUCUGCGUGCGCAACUUGCCUCCCAACGCGGAUGUGAACGAGCUCCGGCGGGCCAUUGUCGCGCACUUCCGGCGCAACGUGGACCUGGCCAGCAUCUGCGGCAGCAAGAAGGUUGACGCAAGCCGGACCAUCGGCAAGGUGACAUUCCUGUCCGAUGAGAAGCGCAAGGUGAAGGUUGGGGAGUCCACCAUGCGGCGGCGUAUGCCGUUUGCGUUCAUCGACUUCAACCACGAAGAGCUUGCGUUGCAGGCCCUGCGUUUCCUGUCCAGCAAUGCCGACAUAUUCGGUGCCCGCCACCGUCUUUUUGCGGAAUUCGCCAUCGAAGACAGCCGAGCACUCUACAUACAGAAUAAGCGCAAGCAGCAGUAUGAUGAGAAGCUGAAGGAGAGAAUCGCUGCCAAGGAAGACGAAGAGGACACGCCGGAGGCUGGGAAGAAACGCAAGAAGUGCAAAACAUACAGCCGUGGCAAGCUGCAGCGCAUGAAACGCCGCAAGCUACGUGAGGCUGCGGCCGAACAGCCUGCUGCAAACUCAUGA
Messenger RNA from Babesia ovata, 2862 nucleotides. RefSeq names its product RNA recognition motif-containing protein. Bases 1 to 2862 code for a protein of 953 amino acids. Gene Ontology annotation, molecular function: RNA binding. NCBI's taxonomy places the organism in Eukaryota, Apicomplexa, Aconoidasida, Piroplasmida, Babesiidae. The record is from RefSeq and is a predicted model, not a curated record. The transcript has a single exon.